UCUUCCCUGGGAUCCAUUCAACUGAAGCAAAAGCAGAUUUUCAUUUGUUUAAUAAUUUUGUUUAAUUUUAUUAUAAUUAUUUAAUAAUAUUUAGUUAUUUGUUAUUUAUUGUUAUCGAAUUGUUCAAGAGUGGCUCCAAUAAGGUAGAAUAUGAAGAGGAGAAAUGCCGAUUUUUGUGGCAAAUUUCGUCGUCCUGUCAAGAAAUCCAAGCUGACCUCGAGUGGAUUUUAUGGAAGCACUUUCAUGUACUUGAAAUUUUUGAUGGUUUGGUCUUUCGUACUUUUUGCUGAUUUCAUUCUCGAAUUUCGAUUUGAGUAUCUUUGGCCGUUCUGGUUACUCUUACGAAGUGUUUACGACUCCUUUAAAUACCAAGGAUUGGCUUUCUCAGUUUUUUUCGUUUUCAUUGCACUCACAUCCGAUAUGAUCUGUUUCCUUCUCAUCCCUGUUCAUUGGUUAUUUUUUGUUGCCAGUACAUAUGUUUGGGUACAAUAUGUCUGGCAUACUGAGAAAGGAAUAUGUCUUCCGACAUUAUCACUUUGGUUACUAUUUGUAUAUAUUGAAGCAUCGUUUCGCCUGAAGGAACUAAAAAACCUUCCUUUUCAUUUAGACCUUUGCAGACCUUUUGCGGCUCAUUGCAUUGGAUAUUCUGUGGUUACCCUGGGUUUUGGUUUUAAAAGUCAUGUUAGUUAUAAGAUGAGAAUAAGAAAACAAUCGGAGGUUACAAAAGAAAAUGAAUUUUACUUCGAGCUUCUUCAAAAGGCUUUACCUCAGGAAAUUUGCACUCCCAAUUCAACGGACAAUACCUCUGUCAUCUCUAAUAGUGUUCCUCUCCCAUUAGCCUUAAAUCAUAAUCACCAUAGUCUCAACAAUAAAAAGGCCAAUUCAGGAAAUAAUGAAAAAACUCCAACUGUUAGUCAUCAACCGCCUAACUUAGUUAAAUUGAACAAUGAAUAUGAAUCCAAGAAAAACUAUACCAAUGGUAUAGAUAAGCAAGAGCUUCAAUUUAUGGAACAUUCAAUUAACAACAAAAAGCAACUCGGUGAUUACGAGAAUGACAGUAACAUAGGUGAAUAUAAUCAUGAAAAUUCAUUUAAAACCAUAACAUCAACCACUCCACCAUCAUCUACAUCAUCACUUUCAUCAAACAAAUCAGCUGAUAAGCUGACAAAUUCUAUGGCAUCCAUUACACUCUCAUCUUCAAACAAAUUGAACCACUCAUCAAACCAUGUAACAUCUAAUAACUGUACAACCAAUGCCAACUCUUUACCUUUUGGUAAUGUUCAAUCAUUGAAUAUUUCAAAUAAGAAGACCAAAAACAAUUUGGCUAAUAAUUUAACAUCGCAGAAAGAUGAGCUUGUGAUACGCCUUGAAGCAGACAUUAAAAGACUUAAAGCUUACUUACAAGCGAGUCGUCAGACGGAACUUGAGUUGAAAUCUCAAAUUAACUCUCUUCUAUCCGAGGAGAGAGGACUUAAGAACGAGAUAUCAACCCUUCAGCAAGAUAACGAUAGCCUGCAGACUAGGCUACACAAUUUGCUGAGUGCACGACAGCAAGAUAAGCAAGCGGUGUCACAAUUGGAGAAACGUUUGCAGGAGGAGAAAAAAUCAAGAACAUCUUAUGAGAAUCAACUUGCCAGUGAAAGAAAAGCCAAAAAAGACGAAGCGAACGCCAGAGCAGCAGCAGCAGCUGCUCGAAUUGAAUGUACAGAGAUUUGUAAAAACAAAAGAAGAGAACUUGAGAAUGAAUUAAAACUCUUGAGGAAAGAGAUCAAGGCUCGAGAAGACCAAGUUAAACAGAUUGAUAGUGAGGCUCAGUCUCUCCGUCAAUAUAAAGAAUCUCAUGGAGAUACAGAAAUACUCUUGUCCGCUUUGUCUGCUAUGCAAGACAAGAACGCACACCUCGAGAAUAGUUUAAGUGCAGAGACAAGGUUAAAAUUGGAUCUUUUUUCUGCUCUGGGUGAAGCUAAAAGACAGCUCGAAAUCAAUCAAGGUAGGAACUCGCUUUUACAUCAAAAAGAUAGACGAAUCGAAGAACUAGAGUCAAUCGUGUCCCAGCUUAAAUCUCGUUUCACCGAAUUGUUAGCAGUUAUGCCAGCGACAACCGCAUACACUGGAAUCGAUAGUGAUAUUGUGUCAUCUCUUAUGCUCAACUCUAAGUUCAUGUCAGAUCCAAAUGAUUCACAUGACUCGUCCAUGAAAUCUCCAUUGGAUCCUAACGCACCCAUUUAUACUCCUAAUAAAAGUCCUGAUCUCUAACACCCAGUCUAUCUGAUCUCUUAUCCCAUCCAAAACAACAACAACAACAAACCAACAAAAUAAAACAUAACUUGAUGUUUAAAUAACAAAAAAAACAACAAUUAAAAUGAUGAUGAUAAUGAA
Molecule: messenger RNA, 2379 nt
Organism: Panonychus citri (citrus red mite)
Lineage: Eukaryota; Metazoa; Arthropoda; Arachnida; Trombidiformes; Tetranychidae
Product: macoilin-like
Exons: 6
Coding region: 151-2256 (701 amino acids)
Biological process (GO): neuronal signal transduction
Cellular component (GO): rough endoplasmic reticulum membrane
Source: RefSeq, a predicted model, not a curated record